AUGUCGACGAGUCCCAACUUCCCCACCGAGGGUACAUUUGUUACGACGCUCAACGGGAAGAGGUGCCAGCCCCCCGCCGGCGAGCACCACAAGUACGAGCUCGUCUUCAUCGUCUUCGUCAAGCUCGUCGUCUUCGUCCUCGUCUUCUUCGUCGAGUUCGCCGCUACCUGUAGUAGCUACACCACCUCCAGCCUCACAGCCGCAAGUGCUUGUGCCGCCACCUCAGGUAGAGCCGACGACCGCUGCCCCGGCCAUCGUCGCGCCGCCUCCUGCCGUGGCCACACCCUCAACGUCAAUACCACAGUUCCCUCCUCCCCGGUUCCGACCUCUGUGUCGACCUCGAUAGCAGCGGUGCCGACCUCACUAUCAGCAGUUCCCACCCCGUCGGUGGCUGAUCCUGCUGUCGCCCCACCGCCGCAGAGCGAGCUCGCUUCAUCCGACACCGCGUCAUCUGCGGCGCCUUUGACGACGAUAGGUGCUGGGGCUGGGACGCCAGCAAACAAUCCACAGGCGCCAGACGCUGCGGAGAGCACGUCCGGGGUGAAUGUGGUCCCGGUUGGCGGAAGCGGCGGUGGACCUAGCCGCAGUGGCUCUGGCUCGACUAUCGCCGUGGCAGGGGGCGUGGUCGGUGGUGUAGCGGUCAUCAGCUUGGUUGCCUUUUUGAUAUGGUUCUGGAGACGGCGGAUGCUGAGGAAGCGGCGGAGCACGCUACUCACACCACUGUCCGCUGAUCCAGGAUUCGGAAGGGACCGACAGGGAGGAUAUCUAAUUGAGCGUGACAGCAUUGGGCCUACCCCCCGGUCCACCAAGGUCAAGGUCGCCCUGAGGGCGCAAUACAGCCGUGUCCGCGGCCGCAUCGCGCGUAGUGGCAGCAUUCGCAGCAUCUCCAGCACAAACAGCGGGCGCAGUGUUGAUAUGAACAGGGGCAACUCUCAGUUCAUGGACUCUUCACCUGUUGUCGACAGAGGGAGGAAGAACUCGUCGGCUCUGCCACCAAACGACGAGGACAACCAAUCCUUCAAGGACCGUAUUACGGCCAUCUGGUCCAAACUCACGGGGCCUCAGAUGCGUGACCCAGGAUGGAACGAGAAUAAGAACGACAUAUUCGCUGCCCGCGGGCUUGGUGGUAGUAUGAAGGAGAAGGAAAACCCAAGGACCAGGCCAGUAACCAACAAGCCCGAUUUCCUCACCCUACUCAACAUGGACGACAACGAAUUGGAUCGAGAGGCCCAGAGACGCCGAAUGUCACGGACACGCGGUGGCAGCGACUCCUCCGUGCUGGGAGGCCUGAACCUGAAUUUCGGCCAGGAUCCCUUCAGCGACGUGAACGCCAUAACCAGCAACAGUGCCAAACCUGCUCCGUUCCUCGUCUCAGGUGCCAACAACCCCUUCUCUGACGCAAAUGCAAUCCCAGGACCGGCCGAUGUCCCUCAACCGUCCUCGUACGUUGCCGACAUCCGCCGCUCGAGGGGCCAGUCCGUGGGCACCACGAUCGACUUGAACCAGGUCAUGGACCUGAGGGUGGUCAACGGGGUCUCCCGGCCACCCAGUGGAGCGACCACACGGCCAGGUGGCUACGAAUCGACAAUGUACAUGCGCGAGAGCGCAGCGAGCUUCGAAAGCUUUAACACCAGGCGCAAUAAGUUCCGGUCCGACCCCUUCGACCUGGAGCCGCUGUCGCAGGGCUCGAGCACCUUCGACCGGUCUGCCGUGGCGUCGAGCACGUUCUCCACCGUUGGCAGUAGCAGCGGCGGGGGGCGAUUUGACAGCACCAGCGGCAGCAUCCCGAUCGGACACCAUCAGUCGGGCGUCGGCUUGGGCGGCAGAUCCGCGGCCGGGGGCGACGUCAUUCGGAAGCCAGUGCCCGCCGCUCACGCAAGGGAGAACAGCCUAGGCAGCUCCAAGUACACCAGCGGCGUCAGCGAGGGCAGCAUGGACGACUGGAGCGACCCGGGUCCGGACGUGGGGCCACGGGCCGUCCACACUGGGAACAACCGCAGGACGAGCCAGGGCAGCGUGAGGAUGGGCUAUGCUUUAUGA
This is a messenger RNA of Diaporthe citri, 2040 nucleotides long. RefSeq lists its product as uncharacterized. The coding region runs from base 1 to 2040 and encodes 679 amino acids. NCBI's taxonomy places the organism in Eukaryota, Fungi, Ascomycota, Sordariomycetes, Diaporthales, Diaporthaceae. The record is from RefSeq and is a predicted model, not a curated record. The transcript is spliced from 3 exons.